GCAAAAGUACAUACACAUCAGGCAUAGUUUCAAAACAGAUGUUACCAGCUGCGGGACAGGACGAGAGGCGAGUCACAGACCGCCGGGUGAUGUAGACUCCCUGUAUACAGACAGUCCCUUCGACAUCCCAAGGAGUUUCUCUAUCAUCACACGCCGGACUUAUGAGUGGGAAAGUGGGAGAGUGUGUGGAGAACAGCGGCGCCUCCACAGAUCCUCCGAAGUAACGGAGACGCGUGUUUUACGGCGUUUCUAUAGGAGAUGCAGAUUUCCUGAUAUGAUAUGGAUCGUCGAGACUAGAGGAAGCGGCGCAGGGGGGGGGGCGCUAUGGUUUGUCUGUCAUUCUGGAGCAUCGGCGUGAUUCCGUGAAAACGGGUGCAAAGCAGGACCAAGUCGGAUAAUGUCCUCCUACCUGGAUUUUGGAAAAGGAUGGACUUGACAGAGCUUCUGCUUUUUUAAGUGAAUCGUGUGGGACUUUGUUAUCUGUUCACUUUUCUGCAAGAAGUGACCAACAAUGGCUUCUGAAGUCGUGUGUGGAUUGAUCUUCAGAUUACUUCUGCCAGUUUGUCUAGCGGCAGCCUGCAUGUUCCGGUACAAUGGCCUGUCCCUGGUGUACCUCAUCUACCUCUUGCUGAUUCCUCUUUUUGCGGACCCGACGAAAACAACGAUGCAGGGCCACACUGGGCGCUUGCUGAAGUCCCUGUGCUUCAUGAGCAUGACCUUCCUGCUGCUGCACAUCAUCUAUCAAAUCACCAUCAACAGCCUCUUGACUAAAGGAAGCAUUGAUUCCAACUUCAGCUGUACUGCGUGGGAGAAAUCCUUACGGCAGCUGGGCUUUGAGAGUGUACAAGGAGCUGACGCCGGCAAUGGCAUACGUGUGUUUAUCCCCGACAUCGGCAUGUUCCUGGCAGGGCUGGCCUCCUGGCUGCUCUGCCGCAGCCUCGCCCAGAAAGCGCCCAUGGAGGACAUGGCCCAGGACAACGCUGACUUUGAGGCAGAUGACCAGGAGGAGCAGGAGAAGGUGGAGAUGGAUGGAGACAUCCUUCUGGAGGAAGACUUCGAGGCGGGGGCAGAAUGCGAAGAGGAUGAUGAAGAACUCGAGGAAGAGGAGGAGGAGCAGGAGGAGAGCCGGAAGAUGAAAAUCCUGCGCAUGGUGGCGGAGGUGGCGUCCAGAGUGAAGGAGAUCAUAGGCAACCUGAUCAGCACGGCUGGCCAAGUGGUCGUCACCAUCCUGCUGGGCACGACCGGCAUCAUGCUGCCAUCACUGACCUCAGCCGUCUACUUCCUGGUCUUCCUGGGCCUGUGCACCUGGUGGUCUCUGUGCCGCAGCUUUGACCCGCUCAUCUUCAGCUGCCUGUGCGUGCUCAUGACCAUCUUCAGCGCAGGCCACCUGAUCGUUUUGUACAUGUAUCAGCUGCAAUUCUUCCAGGAGGCCAUCCCGGCCAACGACACCUACCCGAGUUUAUUUGGCAUCUCACCGAUCGUCCAAACGAGCUGCAAGGAGACGUGGAAGUUCCUGGUCCAUCCUAACCUGAAGUGGCACCAUUUUGUCAAUCCCAUCAUGCUCCUGGUGCUGUAUUAUACUCUGGCCACAUUGAUCCGCCUUUGGCUUCAGGAUCCCAUCGACGCCACAUCAGAAGGAGGAGAGCAGAAUGAAGAGGAGGAGGAGGAGCUAGAGCAAAAUGUGGAGGAGGACAAGACGGCCCAGAGAAGGCGACAUUUGUGGAAAAGGACGCGUCACCCCACAGAGGAGAGGAACCUCAUCUCCACCCAGGAUGGCUACAGCACAUCUGAAGGCAUGGUGGUAACCUCCAAUGGGACCUCUUUCGAUUACAUCGCCCCCAUCAUCACCUGUGAGAACGGCCCUACAGCACUGCACCUCUACUCUACUCCCCAGUACAAAGUGGACCUGCAGGAGCAGGAUUUAGAAGAGAAACCCGAAGUCAUUGUCCCCGAGGUCAGUGAAGCCCAGGAGGAUGCGUCGAUGGGGACAGAGCUGGAGGAGGGCAGCAAACCCAGCACGCUGUCCACGGUUUUCAAGUUCAUCAUGAAGCAGAGCUACAUCUGCGCUUUGAUAGCCAUGAUGGCCUGGAGCAUCACCUACGUCAGCUGGCUGACCUUAGUCUUCCUCAUCUGGUCCUGCACACUCUGGAUGGUCCGCGACAGGCGCAAGUACGCCAUGCUCACGUCGCCAUUCAUGGUUGCCUACGGAAACCUGCUGCUGAUCCUGCAGUACAUCUGGAGUUUUGAGAAGCUUAAUGGCGUGCCAGGACUGUUCCUAAAAUCAGCGGUGCCCUUUCCAGAGCUCAGUUCGAAGAUCCUGUGCCUCCUGAGCUUCUGGCUACUUCUGCGGCAGGCUCUAACUGAGAGACAGGAGAGACUGAAGGCGGAGGCCGAGUUUUCUGCCAUCAAAGUGGAUGACGUGAAGAAGGAGGAGGAUGAAGGAGAUGGUAACGAGGAGAUCAUGCAGGUCCUCGGCAACAUGGUCAUGAACAUGUUUGUCAAGUACUGGAUCUACAUCUGCGGGGGCAUGUUCUUCUUUGUCAGCUUUGAGGGCCUCAUCGUCUUGUAUAAGAUCAUCUACAUGAUGAUGCUUCUCUUCUGUGUUGCCCUAUACCAGGUUCACUAUGAAUGGUGGAGAAGAAUCCUGAAGUACUUCUGGAUGUCUGUGGUGGUUUAUACUAUGCUAGUUCUCAUUCUGGUCUACACCUACCAGUUUGAAAACUCUCCCAUAAUUUGGUCAAAUAUGACUGGAAUGAGCAUGAAAAAACUGAAGGGCUUUGGCCUGGAGAAGUUCUCCGUGCGAGAUCUCUUCACGCGGAUCUUCAUCCCCUCCUGCUUCCUCCUGGUGUGCAUCCUGCACCUCCACUACUUCCACGAUCGCUUCCUGCAGCUCACUGACCUGAAGGCUGUGGUGGCCAAGCAGGAGAGCACUGUUUACAGCCAUGCCAAAGUCAAUGGCCGUGUCUAUCUGAUCGUGAAUAGCAUCAAGCAAAAAAUCCCUACCCAACAGAAUGAACUGGCUCAUCCAGAGGGCAGCUUAGCUGAUAUUUCAAUGAUCAGCCCCUCCUCUGGCACGGAGGUGAGGGAGCCAGAGGGGAACUCACUCACAGAGGGGAUCGUGGAGAAGCUGAAGGAGAAGCAGCUCAAAGAGGAGGAGAGCCGGCACUGCAGUGAAGGCACAGAGGAACCGCCCUCGGAGCAGAGCACAGAUCCUGUAAAGAACAAGUGGCACCUGGUCGUGGACCGGCUGACUGUGCUCUUCCUCAAGUUCCUGGAGGGCUUCCACAAGCUGCAGCUCUUCAUUUGGUGGCUGCUGGAGAUGCACAUCAUCAAGAUAAUCACAUCCUACAUUAUUUUGUUUUGUAUCAAGGAGGUCACCCUGUUUAACUACGUUUUCUUGGCAUCCUGGGCCUUUGCGCUUCCGUACAGCCAGUUCCGACCUUUAGCCUCCAACGUGUGCACCGUCUGGGCCUGCGUUAUCAUUGCCUGCAAAAUGCUGUACCAGCUGACCUUCGUGGAACCCAACAAACAUUCCGUAAAUUGUUCAAAGCCGGAGAACUACUCCGAUAAGGAGUAUCUGGAUGGUUCCCUGCUGUACAACAAAUCUAUAGACCCCUCCAACUGGGUGGGUCUGCAGCAGCAUACGGACCUGCUGGGCAGCCUGAGGGACAACUUUUUGUUGCUGGCCAUCCUAGCUUUCGAAGUGACCAUAUAUCGCCACCAGCAAUACCACCGGUCGAGGAAUAACCUCCCCGCACCUGUCGCUCGGAUUAUCUUCCAUGACAUAACGCGGCAACAUCUCGAUGAUGGCAUUAUCAACUGUGCAAAGUACUUCAUCAACUAUUUCUUUUACAAGUUUGGCUUGGAGACGUGCUUCCUGCUGGCUGUCAAUGUGGUGGGGCAGCGGAUGGACUUCUAUGCCAUGCUCCAUGCCUUCGCUCUGAUCAUAGUCAUGUACCGACGCCGGAGGAAAGCCAUCGCGGAGAUCUGGCCCAAGUACUGCUGCUUCCUGGCCUGCAUGCUGACGCUGCAGUACUUUAUUUGCGUGGGGAUCCCGCCAGCGGCCUGUAAAGACUACCCAUGGAGGUUUCCCAAUUCAAGUGCAAACUCCAACAUCAUCAAGUGGCUCUACCUGCCAGAUUUCUACACCAAACCCAACCCCAUGUUUCUCCUUUACGAUUUCAUGCUGCUGCUGUGCGCCUCCCUGCAAAGGCAGAUCUUUGACGAGGAGAACCAGGCCGCUGUGCGCCUCAUGGCCGGAGAUAAUGUGGAGAUCUGUAGGGAUCUGGAUGCUGCUACCUUCAGCCUGCACAACCCUGUCCCUGAUUUCAUCUACUGCAGGUCUUACCUGGACAUGCUGAAGGUCAUCAUGUUCAGCUACCUCUUCUGGUUUGUCCUCACCAUCAUCUUCAUUACGGGUACCACUCGCAUCAGCAUCUUCUGCAUGGGCUACCUGGUGGCCUGUUUCUACUUUCUACUCUUUGGAGGGGACCUGCUUCUCAAGCCCAUUAAGGAGAUCCUGCACUACUGGGAUUUUCUGAUCGCCUACAACGUGUUUGUGAUCACCAUGAAGAACAUCCUGUCAAUAGCUGCCUGCGGCUACAUUGACUUCCUGGUGAAGAACAGAUGCUGGCUUAUCCAGCUGUUCAGCCUGGCCUGCACCAUUAAGGGAUACUCACGCCCUGAGCCGGAGCCAAGUUGUGAGCUGCCCAGUGACGAGGCCGGAAUCAUCUGGGACAGCAUCUGCUUCGCCUUCCUGCUCCUGCAGAGACGCGUCUUCAUGAGCUACUACUUUCUACACGUUGUGGCCGACAUCCGCUCCUCGCAGAUCUUGGCCUGUAGAGGGGCGGAGUUGUUCCAGGCCAUCAUUGUGAAAGCAGUGAGGGCCAGACUUGAGGAGGAGAACAAGUCCAUGGACCAGCUCAAGAGACAAAUGGACCGCAUCAAGACCCGACAGCAGAAGUUUAAGAAGGGCAAGGAGAAGAUGCUGAGCAUAGCCCAGGAGUCAGGCGAGGGGCAGAGGCUGAUCGAGCAGGAGCAGGAGGAGGACGAGGAAGGAGAACCAGACAAAGAAACAGCCAAGGCCAAAAAAAAGGCGUGGUGGCGGCCGUGGGUUGACCACGCUUCCAUGGUUAGAAGUGGAGAUUAUUACUUAUUUGAGACUGACAGUGAGGAGGAUGAGGAAGACGAUGAUGAAAAAAAAGACGAAGAGCCGCCCAAGAGAUCAGCUUUUCAGAGAGCAAUCCGAAAAUUUGCCUCUGCCUUGUUGGCUUUGCCACGGUCAAUACUUAAGCUGCCCAAAACUAUACUGCAGUAUGUGAUCAGGGCAGCUAAGUUUCUCUACCAUGCCUGGGUCACCAACUCUAAAACUGCCUUAAAGGAGCGUAGCAAAGGCAAGCACAAGUUCUGGAGGAGGUAUACUGGCCGGGGAAAGGCAAAGAAGGACCAGAAGGAGGGGCACGUGGCGAUAGAAAUGGGUGAACCGGAGGAUGAUGACAAUGACGAAGGCGGGAAUAAGUCUGAUGGUCCAGACAACAUCAUCAAGCGGAUCUUCAACAUCAUCAAGUUCACUUGGGUCCUCUUCCUGACUACACUAAACAGCUUCACAGCCUGGCUGAACUCCAUCUGCCAAGAGUAUAUUGAUAUCUCAACCGUUCUGCGCAUGGAACGGUGCAUGCUCACCCGAGAGGUCAAGAAGGGCAAUGUGCCAUCCCGGGAGAGCAUCCACAUCUACUACCAGAGGAAGAUGCGCAGGAACCAGUCCAGGGAAUCAUCACUGGACAGGAUCGAUGAGGAAGACUCCCAGCGAGGCAGGAACAAGCACGGACAGCUAGAGAGUGAGGAUUCCAUGGUGUCACGCGAAAGCAUUUCCAGCGCCUACACUGAGGCCACCAUGCUGUUUUCCCGCCAGUCCACGCUGGACGACCUGGAUGGACCAUCUGAGAGCAUCCCCAAAACCAGCGAGCGUGCCCGACCCAAGCUGCGCAAGAUGUACUGCCUGGACAUCUCCAACUCCUCUGCGGACAGCGGCAGUAGCAUGCUAUCCAGUGAGACCACGCAGUGUAUCAUACUGUCCUCCCGCCAGGGCACCACCGACACCAUCGAGGAGGUUGAGGAUGAGCAGGAAUCUGUGGCAGUGGAAGAGGAAACACCUUGGGGGCCUGCAGAGCACGGCACUGAGGAGGCGCAAGGUCUGUGGUGGUCCAGAGAGCUGGAGGAGGAUCACCAAGGGCCAGAGCCAGGAGAGACAGUGGAACUUCCGCAGGAUAACGGCAGCGACGAUGCCAAGGAGGGAGGGGCUGAGCCAUGUACCCCAGACACUGAUGCCCCCACUGAUGCAGAAGUGCCACCUUCUUACAGCAAGGCUGUGAGCUUCGACCGCAUCUCUGUCAGCUUAGACGAGGAUGGCGAGAAGCGGCUCAUGGCCAUGACUCCCGACGACAGCAGGUCAGACUGUCUGGAUGACAUCGCUCUGCCCUCGCUGAGCCAUGAGCUGACAGCCAGCGAGCUCCUUCUGCACAAGAUGUUCCAUGACGAGGAGCUGGAAGAGUCUGAGCACUUUUACCAGGGGCAGCCUCAGCUGCUGCAGCUGUGCUAUGCCCUCUACAUCAUGCUUGUAGCACACUCGGAGAUGGUCUGCUACUUAGUCAUCAUUCUCAACCACAUGGUCUCUGCCUCUGUGGCCACCCUGGUGCUGCCCGUCCUGAUCUUCCUGUGGGCCAUGCUGUCUGUGCCGCGGCCCAGUAAGCGCUUCUGGAUGACGGCCAUAGUCUACACAGAGGUUGGCAUUGUCAUAAAAUACUUCUUCCAGUUUGGGUUCUUCCCAUUCAACCAGCAAAUGGAUGUGCACAGGAGCAAGCCGUACCACCCUCCCAACAUAAUCGGCACGGAAAAGAAGGAUGGUUACGUUCACUACGACCUGGUGCAGCUGCUUGCCCUCUUCUUCCACAGAUCCAUCCUGAAGUGCCAUGGACUAUGGGAUGAUGGUGAACCCAGCACCUCCCAGAAGGACAGUCUGCAUAGGGAUGACACCGAGGAUCAGGAGCAGAACAUCCCGGCGGCUCAGGAGAAGAAGGGCUCCACCCACUCGCUCAAAUCCAUCAACCUGGCAGCCUCUCAGGAGUCCGUCCAUGUGCACUUCCCAGACCCAGAGACCCACCAGCGCCGCCCAAGUUCCACCUCCGGCUCUCACCUCUCUCGGCGCUCCUCCCACUCCAGGCGCUCCAAGAGAGGAAGCACCAGCACUCACAACAGCAGCAGGAAAAGCGAGAGUGGCCCGCUUCAAAAGAGCCGCAAGGAGUUGUUGCUGGAGAAGCUGCACGAGCAGUUCAUCAAAGCCAGGAGCUUCACUGUGAGGAGAGCCCUGGAGAUCUAUUACCCCAUCCGUCAGUUCUUCUACAACCUGAUCCACCCGGAGUACAGUGCAGUGACUGACGUCUAUGUCCUCAUGUUUCUGGCCGACACCGUUGACUUCAUCAUCAUCGUAUUUGGGUUUUCGGCAUUUGGGAAACAUUCAGCAGCCGCCGACAUCACUUCCUCCCUAUCAGAAGACCAAGUUCCUGGAGCUUUUCUAGUCAUGGUCCUGAUCCAGUUUAGCACCAUGGUAGUGGACAGAGCCUUGUACCUGCGAAAGACAGUCAUGGGCAAGGUCGUUUUUCAGGUUAUCCUUGUCUUCGGAAUCCAUUUAUGGAUGUUCUUCAUACUGCCAGUGGUCACUGAAAGGCGGUUCAGCCAGAACACUGUGGCCCAGCUUUGGUACUUUGUGAAGUGCAUUUACUUCGGCCUGUCCGCCUACCAAAUCCGCUGUGGCUACCCAACCCGUGUACUGGGCAACUUCCUCACCAAGAGCUACAACUACAUCAACCUGUUCCUUUUCCAAGGGUUCCGUCUGGUCCCCUUUCUGACAGAACUUCGGGCUGUGAUGGACUGGGUCUGGACAGACACUACUCUGAGCUUGUCAAGCUGGAUCUGUGUGGAGGACAUCUACGCCCAAAUAUUCGUGCUCAAGUGCUGGAGGGAGUCUGAGAAGAGGUACCCGCAGCCCCGGGGGCAGAAGAAGAAGAAGGUGGUGAAGUACGGCAUGGGUGGCAUGAUCGUGGUCCUUCUGAUCUGCAUCGUCUGGUUCCCCCUGCUCUUCAUGUCCCUCGUCAAAUCGGUGGCUGGAGUGGUGAACAAGCCUCUGGACGUCUCUGUGACCAUCACCCUCGGAGGAUUCCAGCCAAUCUUCACCAUGAGUGCCCAGCAGAACCAGCUGAAAGAUAUGACCAGUAAGAACUUCAGCGAGUUCUUGAAGGAGUUUCAAUACGUAUCAAGUGCACAGCAGUUUCUGGAGGCCUACACACAUGUGGAUGUUACGGUGGCUGAACUAGAAGGCAGUUCCAACUCCCUGUGGACCAUCAGUCCACCCAGCAGGAAGAAUCUGAUAGAGCUCCUGAGCAAAGAGGACUCUUUUCCUGUCACCAUGGCCUGGUCUAUUCAGAGGAACUUGACUCUGGGGGCCAAAGCUGAAAUUGCGACCCACAAACACAUCACCUUCCUUGGAAAUAAAACCAAAGUAGAGCUCAUUUAUCUGCUGAAUGGGACAAGCAAAGGUGCUGUGACGAUACCACAUAUCUUCCCAUGCUACAUGCGAGCUCCCAGUGACUCCGAAGCCAAACCCAUCAGCCAGCUCUACAAAGAUAAUAAGUAUAAGAACAUCACUUUGAGUCUGGAGCGGAAGCAGAAGGACGUCAAUGACACAAAGGAAAUACAGGAGUGGUGGACUGUAAACCAGAUAAAGGUCAGGAAGUACAAGACCGAGAGCGACCAUGACGCUGGAUUGGAGGUGUAUGUGUUCAGUGACCAAGUGAGCCCCCCCAGUUUGGGCUUCCUGGCAGGAUACGGGAUCAUGGGUCUAUAUGCCUCAGUCGUGCUGGUGAUUGGAAAGUUUGUGCGUGAGUUCUUCAGCGGUAUCUCACACACCAUCAUGUUUGAGGAGCUGCCUAACGUGGAUCGCAUCCUCAAGCUCUGCACCGACAUCUUCCUGGUGCGCGAGACAGGCGAGCUGGAGCUGGAGGAGGACCUCUAUUCCAAGCUGAUCUUCCUCUACCGCUCACCAGAAACCAUGAUCAAGUGGACACGGGAGAAGACAAAGUGAGGGUCUGAGGCGGGACCUCAAAUACCGGGGAGGAACCAAGAGAGGAGGGAAAAAAUGAGAGAAUAGCAGCACGAUCCUGUCCACUCAUGGUGGGCGGGGCCCUGGCAACUGAGCAUUUUCCCACCUGCAACGACAAAGACCAGUGACAGAGAUCACAUCGCGGAACCCGCUCCUCUUAUCGCUGUUCCUCUCCAGCUUCAUUUAGACAAUUCUCAGCCAUCAGUCAGGUCUACUCACUCACGGAUUCACAUGAGGGCUACGCAAGUCUCUGGCAAUGUCAGUUUGGGAUUCAUAGAAGAAGCAUGGUGCAGUGGAGAGCCCAGAAAGGCUGCCAUCUACUUGAAGGGACUCCGAUCUUUUCCCCGGUCAAUUUCUGACAAAAACUGAAGGGCAUCGAUGGGCUGACCACUUUUUAGAGACAUUUUACAUUUUUUCUUUAAUGAUAUCCAUAUGAGAAUCCUUACUUGCCUUAUUUUGUUUGUACAGUACAGUCAAAAACCUGUUAACUACAAAGGAAUUUUUCUCAGGAAAAGACAAAUCAUCUCAGCAGAAGGGGAACUGUAUCCAUCUUCAGUGUACUUGAGAGAAGAUCCACGCUGUGGGCAGGACAGGGCAGAGUGAGGAGAACAGGAACGUGGGUCAGAAUGCAGCUGUAGAGCAGUGAUGGGGAGGAGGACAGCAGCAGCAUAUAAGUACAUCUGAGCCCUGAAACGGUCCUCCAGGAGUCUGCAUCAUGUGGAGGUUCAGCGGCAGAGCAAAGGGCCCCAGAGACAGGACCUGUGUGCUAACAGUAACUUUUUAAAUCCUAGUGUUUUUAAAUCAGAUUUUAAGUCAGAUGUAGGCGCCAGGUCCAGUAUAAUCACUGAAGGAAAGAUGCAAGAUCAUUGUGAGCGUUUAGCAGAACCUGCGGAAGAUGAGAGGAAAGACAGCCCAAACUAUGCAUCAGAAACAUUGUAGCAUGAAUGAAAAAUUAAAUUAUUGCUAUGAAUAAUUUUCAUUCCAUGUACAUAAUACAUUUUUGGCAAAGAAAAAUGUGAAUAUCAAUUUCACCGUGUACCUGUAUGUUUGACGGAUUUGUGGCAAGGUCCAGUGACCUAGAAAUAAAGCAGAUGGUGGGAAGGUU
Messenger RNA from Brienomyrus brachyistius, 10259 nucleotides. Its product is annotated as piezo-type mechanosensitive ion channel component 2. Gene Ontology annotation, cellular component: plasma membrane. The transcript has 56 exons. The record is from RefSeq and is a predicted model, not a curated record. Lineage: Eukaryota; Metazoa; Chordata; Actinopteri; Osteoglossiformes; Mormyridae. Gene Ontology annotation, molecular function: monoatomic cation channel activity; mechanosensitive monoatomic ion channel activity. Gene Ontology annotation, biological process: cellular response to mechanical stimulus; detection of mechanical stimulus; regulation of membrane potential. The coding region runs from base 512 to 9136 and encodes 2874 amino acids.